AUGUGGGAACCGCCGGACGGUGAGUCGCUUUAUGUUGAUGUCGGCGCUUUCAUGGAAGGACCGCAGUAUGCUGACCCAGAUAAUGCGCUUAGACGGACAGGUCUCACCAUGAAGGAACGGCAACGCGACGAGCAUGGAAUGGAAGAAGUGGACGGUCUGUUCUCGUCUCCUGAGAAAUCGCCCGCGAUACUAGACGAGUUCGACCAUCCGGACGACGAUGAUUCAGCCAGCUCUGAGAUGUCCAUUGAAGAUGGCAACGCGCCGGGGCCUAUGGACUUUCUUGGUUCGUCAAACGGAGCGCGCAAUACGUUUCUGCCCCCGCCGUCUCGAUCACCUGCGAAGGCUCCUCGGAGAUCUCCUGUUCUGCGAUCUUCUCCAGAAGCUAGGGAAGACCUCGUGUCAUCUAGUCCUUCUGAUGGCAGACGGCUGUCUUCCGCACGAGGGGGCUCGCGUCAAGACCCAGCUCCCUUAACUAGUCGCUCUGUGAAUGCAGGCGCGCCCAACAAGAAACCCAAUGUACGGCAUAAUCCGAAAACACAGUUGGCAACAACCGAAGCAGCCGACUUCUCUGAUGGCGAGGGCGACGAAAAUGCGGAGUCCUUCGCUCAAAUUCAAGACGAUUUCGGCGACAGCUUGGAUGAUGGCGAUGAGACUGUGAUGCCGCCGGAUGAAGAGCCAACAGAAACCAUCGGACAAGAUCUAAAUGGCACAGCAGACGAAGCGUCCCCUGCAGCUGAGGACUCGCCCCACACGAAGAAGACACAACGGUCGAAGAAAGGGCCUGCCGCCAAAACGGCGAAGGCAACCAACACUGACGCUAAGCCACCCGGGCGACGAGGACGGCCUCCAAAGGCCCAGCGCGCCGCAGAUGAGCCCUCGGAGGCUAGACCAGCCAAGAAGCAGAAGACCGCAACCGGCGAGUCAUCUCGGGCUCCUCGCGAGCCAUUGGACCCCGAACUGGACCGUGUGGUCGAGAACUAUGCCCAGCGUUCCGGUCCAUUGAAAGGUCGCAGUCUAUAUAUUCUCAAACGCGAGGAUCCCAGCAGCACCGAUACCACCCACACCCGCUCAGGGCGAGUGUCUGUGCGGCCUCUUGCAUAUUGGCGCAACGAGCGAUGUGUGUUUGGUGAUGGGGAGGCGGCUGAGGGACAGCGUUACCCGCUCUCAACGAUCAAAGAAGUCAUACGCACCGAGGAGCUCGAGCCAGAAAAGCAGAAGAAGGGCAAGCGUGGCCGCAAGGGCAAGUCCAAGAAGCGAAAGAAUGAGUCCUCGGAUGAGGAGGAGGAAGAUGAAGAUGCCGAUGGUUGGGAGAAGGAAGGUGUUCUUCAUGGUUAUGUCCCCAAAUGGGACCCUGUAGCGCAGGCCAGCACCUCAGAGGAGGAAGUGCUAGACAUCGCGUAUGCACCUUCUGGGUUCGAGACAAGAGAAGUCAAAGGCGCGACAUUCCGCUUCGCGAAGCUGCUCAGUUCUUCAUUCAUUGGGUCCGGUGUUGUCGAACUUCCGCCAGAGGGUAUCAAGAAGCCCAAGAACUCGAAGAAGAUGCACAUGGUCUUCUACGUCUGCUACGGCCGAGUGCAAGUCGACAUUUCCGGCGUUCAAUUCAGCGCUGGCAAGGGAUCCGUGUUCCAGAUUCCACGAGGCAACUACUAUAGCUUCCAGAACUCGCACAAUAAAGAUGCCCGGCUGUUCUUCACGCAGGGUUGUAUCCCAGGCGAAGGGGAGACUGAAACACCAGCGCCAUCUGGGAGCGCAAUGCAUGAGAGCGAAUUUGAAGGUGACAGCGGACCAUCCAACCCCCCGGCCGCAAAGACCCGAGGUCGUCCCAAGGGCAAACAGAAGGCCAAAUGA
Molecule: messenger RNA, 1848 nt
Organism: Penicillium canariense
Lineage: Eukaryota; Fungi; Ascomycota; Eurotiomycetes; Eurotiales; Aspergillaceae
Product: Cupin domain protein
Exons: 4
Coding region: 1-1848 (615 amino acids)
Biological process (GO): attachment of mitotic spindle microtubules to kinetochore; spindle attachment to meiosis I kinetochore; kinetochore assembly
Cellular component (GO): kinetochore
Molecular function (GO): centromeric DNA binding
Source: RefSeq, a predicted model, not a curated record